Molecule: messenger RNA, 1728 nt
Organism: Didymodactylos carnosus
Lineage: Eukaryota; Metazoa; Rotifera; Eurotatoria; Philodinida; Philodinidae
Source: the annotation of a GenBank genome assembly
AUGACAACGGUUAAUUUCAAUGGGCCUGUAUUUGGUGCAGCCACAACCACGAGCUCUACGACAAACCCAUUUGCAUUUGGAGCAGCGACGAAUACCGCUGCUCCUAUGUUUGCUGGUUUUGGCGCAACAUCAAAUCCCGCUGCAUCUACAUUUAAUUUUACUCCAACAAAUCCAGCAGUGACCACUUCUGCUCCAGCAUUUAAUUCAACAGGGUUCAGACCUGUCUUUGGUGCAACAAACACAGCGACGACAUCGGCACCGACAAUGAACAUAUUUGGACUAAAUGUUACUGCGUCUACUACACAGCCAACACUUGGUGUUGGCGGUUUUAAUACAACAGCAACAACAAAUCCGCCGACAUUUGGAGGUUUUGGACCAACUGUAAAUACCACGAUGGCAACAUUUCCAUUCGGUGGAGCACAACCACAACCAACCUCUCAACCGUUUGCCGGCUUUCCAUCACUACAGCCUCAACCACAGUCACAAUUUCCAGGACAAAUUCAACAACUACAACAACAAGCUUAUAACCGAGAUGACAUAUUAAUAACGUCUUUGACUACACCACAUCUAUUUAGUGAUGAACGAGAUGAUUUAAUUUUAAAGUGGAAUAUUUUGCAAGUAUUUUAUGGCACCGGAAAGACAUUUUGUCAUCAAGGAGCGUAUGAAGUUGACGAUAAAUCAGUGUAUCAUGCAUUUAACACAUAUUCUUAUAGCGUCCGUCCUCGUACCCGUGAUGAAGAUGGUCUUGUUUCAUUGAUCAUUAAUCAAAAACUGGCUGAUGUUGCCAGAGUAAAGGAUAAAUUUAUCGAAAAUUUACAUCGUUUAUUCAACAAUAAUCCAAAUUGUCUAAUUGAGCUUGAAGGUCUGUCGGCAUUGGCAGAAGACAAGACUCAGAUGUUAAUUGUUGUUAGAUUAAAACAACCCGGUUCAUUAUUGACAAAAAAAGUCAAAGCAAGUGACGUCGUUAAUCAUCUGAGUCCUCCUCAACCAACUCAAUCACUCUCAACAUUAUUGACGAAUAAUGCGAAACAACAUUUAGAAUCAAUGGGAAUCGUUCAGAUAUUUGCUCGAACAGAUUUAACAGAUCAAGAAUAUAAACAAUAUCUAGACUCAACACCAGCAGGUUUAACAUCGUUUAUAUGGGAACAAGCUAAAAAAGAAAAUCCCAAACCACAGAUGUUAUUGCCUGUAGCACUUAUCGGUGUAAAAGCUCUGCGUGAUCGUAUGAAACAACAAGCUAUUGAAUAUGAUGCACAAAAACAGGAAUUAGUCAGUAUUCGACAACAAAUUCAGUCAGUGAAAGAUCAAUGUGAAACAUUUCGUUUACAAAUGAAACGUUAUCAAACAAAUCUAUUAGAAUAUUCACAUCGAAUAUUAAAAGCCACAAUUCAAUUUGAGAUUCGUCGACGUCUACAUGAACCAAAAUUAACAUCAAAUGAAAUUAAAUUAUGGACAUCAAUUUCUCCUCUAAUAUCAUACUCUUCUCAAUAUUCGUCAAAAACAUUAGAUAUACGAAUUAAAGACUUACUAAUGCAAAUACGUAUGAAUCCACAAAUAUUGAAAACAAUUAAUUGGACUUCUCUAGCUACGUCGUCAUUGGAUAAUGAAAAACUGGAAACAAUUAAAGAUAUUUUACAUGAAAUACAUCGUGGAAUUAAAAAUAUUCUUGAAAUUGUACAAAACGAUCGCCAAACAUUAUUGAAAAUUGAUGAGCAAUUACCAAAAUAA